This is a messenger RNA of Lathyrus oleraceus (garden pea), 1544 nucleotides long. RefSeq lists its product as uncharacterized. The record is from RefSeq and is a predicted model, not a curated record. NCBI's taxonomy places the organism in Eukaryota, Viridiplantae, Streptophyta, Magnoliopsida, Fabales, Fabaceae. The coding region runs from base 143 to 1309 and encodes 388 amino acids. The transcript is spliced from 12 exons.
GGUGGGUCAUAUUAGUCAAAUCAACCUCCAGUAGGAAUGCUAGGUAAGUAGUAGAACUAAAAUGUUAGCAAAAUAUGCAAAAUUGGCGGAACAAGCCAUAAACAUAAUUUGAAUUUUAGAACCAUUUUAGUUGUUGAUUGAUAUGGCAGAACCAAGUGAGAUCCACAGUCAAAUAUCAGAGAUUCACAAACUUUGCCGUUACGACGAUGACGAAGAAUCAAACCCUUCGGAUUCCCCCGAUUUACUCCUCGACUGUGCUCUUCAUGUUCAAAACACAGUGCAACAAAUUGUAUCCGAAUUCUCUGAUUUCGAUUCCCUAGGGAUUUCAGAUUUCGAUACUUAUAUAGAGCAUUUGCAAAAGGAACUUAACAAUGCAGAGGUUGAAACCACCAAUGUAGCUACCGAGAUUGAGCAUCUUGCAAAAACUAAUAAGGAAGAUUGUAUUCAGUUGGAGGGCAAACUCGAAGAAUUGGAGCAGAUGACAGCUGAGGCUAAUGAAGGAAGUGUUUCCCCAAUGCUGCUAGACACUGACAUGAAUCUAGGCGAAAAUUUGGAGCAUUUGGAACUUGAAAAUAAGGUUGAUGAAAUGAAGUCAAUUCUGGAGGCUGUGGAGUGUUUGCAGUGUAAGGUUGAAUGGUUUAAUGCUCUAGAGCAGAUUGACGAUGCCUUGACUGGUCUAAAAGUGCUUGCAUUCGACGAGAAUUACAUUAGGCUGUCUUUGCAGACUUAUGUCCCAACGGUAGAGAGCAUUUCAUGCCUACAGAGAGUUGAAGAUACCAUUGAUGCAUCUGUGCUGAAUCACGAGUUAUUGAUUGGAGUGUUUGAGGGGACCACAAAGUUAAAGGAUAUUCAGGUUUUUCCUAGUGAUAUAUAUGUGGAUGACAUUGUCGAUAAUGCAAAGUCUAUCAGUAAGUCCUCAUUGCAGUGGUUAAUACAAAAACUGCAAGAUAGAAUUAUACUAAGCACACUUAGGUGUCUUGUGGUAAAGGAUGCUAAUAAAUCAAGAUAUUCUCUUGAGUACUUGGACAAAGAUGAGACUAUUGUAGCUCAUUUGGUUAGAGGAAUUGAUGCAUACAUAAAGUUGUCUCAUAGCUGGCCAAUUUUUGGUUCUCCAUUGAAGCUGAUAUCUAUCAGGGGGUCAGAUAUUUUGAAGAGACGUUCUCCAAGUUUUCACUGCGAAGUUGAGAAUUUGGCCAAGAAAUUAGAUACUCAUAAUCAGCAAAAUAUACUGGACUUUGUUGAUGCUGUUGAAAAAGUGAUUAUAGAACAGUUGCAGCUUGAUCCUAGAGCUGGUGCUGGCUCUGGCUAAGGAUGUGCUCACAACUUUGAUGCUCAUUGUAGAUGCCUCCAAAAUCUGUAUGUUUGAAGUUUCGUAUCUUGUGCUCAUAUUCACUUUUUUAUUUGCUGAAGAAAAAUAUUAUAAUUAUCCUGUUAAGAUGAUUUACUGCAAUUUUAAACAGGAGUCUGACACGCUAAACUAGUAUAUGUAACAUUCGAAUUGUCAGGAUCAGUUAAUCAGAUAUUGUGUAGAAUUAAUUUUUUUA